Molecule: messenger RNA, 1208 nt
Organism: Daucus carota subsp. sativus
Lineage: Eukaryota; Viridiplantae; Streptophyta; Magnoliopsida; Apiales; Apiaceae
Product: isoflavone reductase homolog
Exons: 3
Coding region: 98-1036 (312 amino acids)
Molecular function (GO): oxidoreductase activity
Source: RefSeq, a predicted model, not a curated record
CCUUAUUACAAUAAAUUGUUAUAUAAUCUUCGGACCAUCAGAUGAUCCUGAGAUAUCAGUUAUCACAGAGCUAAGGUUGCUUUUCCCGAAACAACAAAUGGAGAAGAGCAAAGUUCUUGUAGUGGGAGGCACUGGCUACAUCGGCCACAGAAUUGUUAAGGCCAGCUUGGCACAAGGACAUGAAACCUAUGUUCUUCAACGCCCUGACAUUGGCUUGGACGUUGAUAAGCUACAAAUGCUCUUGUCCCAUAAACGACAGGGGGCUCGGCUCGUGGAGGGCUCGUUUUCGGAUCAUCAGAGCCUUGUGGACGCCGUGAAGAAGGUGGAUGUGGUUAUUUGUACCAUGUCGGGGGCUCAUAAUCGGACGUUUAACAUAACGCUGCAGCUCAAGCUUGUUGAGGCAAUCAAAGAAGCCGGAAAUAUCAAGCGUUUCUUGCCUUCGGAAUUCGGGAUGGAUCCUGCAAGAAUGGGACACGCCUUAGAACCAGGAAGAAUAACAUUUGACGAGAAGACGGUGGUGAGGAAAGCAAUAGAAGAAGCUAACAUUCCCCACACUUAUGUCUCCGCUAAUUGUUUCGCAGCUUACUUUGCUGGCAAUCUCUCUCAAAUGGGCACGCUUUUCCCCCCUAAAGAAAAAGUCACCGUAUAUGGAGAUGGCAAUGCCAAAGUUGUUUAUGUAGAGGAAGAUGACGUGGCAACAUAUACAAUCAAAACCAUAGACGACCCUCGUAUGUUAAACAAGACACUAUACAUUCGGCCGCCAAAAAACAUUCUGUCCCAGAUGCAGCUGAUCGAGAUGUGGGAGAGUCUCUCAGGCAAAAAGCUGGAGAAACUCAAAAUCUCAGACAAAGAUUUCUUGGCAUCUAUGAAAGGACUUGAGUAUGGUGAGCAGGUUGGAGUGGGACACUUCUAUCAUAUAUAUUACGAAGGUUGUUUAACAAAUUUCGAAAUCGGGGAAGAAGGAGGAGAAGCUUCUGAGCUCUAUCCAGAUGUGGAAUAUACUACCAUGGAAUCAUACCUCAAGCUCUUUCUUUGAGCUGUGAUUUAUUUGCAGUAAUUUAAACUGUAAUUUCCUAAUUACCGAGACCGGUGAAGGCUGAAAUCACCUGUAUUAUUAUAUUGUACUAAUUCAUAAAACGUUGCCCACCAAUGUGUUUUUCGAGUGUACAUUAAAUUGGAUAUUUAUUCCGGGGGUUGUGUUAGUUCAA